Trichoderma gamsii is the source of this 2529-nucleotide messenger RNA. RefSeq lists its product as hypothetical. The record is from RefSeq and is a predicted model, not a curated record. The transcript has 4 exons. Bases 1 to 2529 code for a protein of 842 amino acids. NCBI's taxonomy places the organism in Eukaryota, Fungi, Ascomycota, Sordariomycetes, Hypocreales, Hypocreaceae.
AUGGCUUUUCCUGGUGGUAACAUAAACAUUUUGCCUUUUGGCAACGAGAUUAAUCCUCUAUAUGCUGGAAUAGCAGCCUCUGUCUUAGGUGGCCUUUGCAUCUCCGGCUUGGUUGCCUCUCGAGGCACCGGGCAAAACAAUGAUUCCCCUAGCGUUAUCACCUCGUUUUUCCUCUUUUUCUACUCUUGCUUCAUCAAACCCCACCAGGGCGAUUCCAAGGCUUCCCAGCAGGACGCUCUAGAGAGCUUCUACAAGAAGCAAGCCGGGGUCUAUGAUGCCACACGCAAGGUCCUUCUUCGCGGUCGUGAAGACAUGCUGGCCCUUGUUGCUGCCCAGCUUGAGGCGAAAGCCGAGACAGCUGCUGGCGGCAACAAGACCAAGCGUAUUUGGGUUGAUGUCGGAGGCGGCACUGGCUGGAAUAUUGAAGCCAUGUCGCAGUUUGUCGAUGUCCCCAACUUCUUCUCCAGCGUCUACCUCGUUGAUUUCUCUCCCUCUCUCUGUGAAGUAGCAACGAAGCGUUUUGAGAGACUUGGUUGGAAGAAUGUUCGAGUUGUCUGCCAAGACGCUCGCAAGUUCCGCCUAGAAGAUUACGAGACUGACUUGCCUGAGCGCCAAAUCGCCCCAAGAUCCCCUGCGCUCAGCUACCUCACCCAGCAACGCCAGGACAAUGGUGGCGCUGAUUUGGUCACUUUCUCAUACAGCUUGUCCAUGAUUCCGGAUUACUAUUCUGUGGUCGACUCUGUAAACUCGCUAUUGGCUCCUCAUGGCAUCCUUGGAGUGGUUGACUUCUACGUCCAAAACCAGAUCGACUACUCUUUCCGCAACUACACUGGUGGCCUUGUGGAUCGUCAUGUUAAUAUGCUAUCUCGAAACUUCUGGCGCGCCUGGUUCGACAUUGACCGCGUUGGUCUUGAGCCUGGCCGCCGUGAUUACCUCGAAUACAAAUUUGGUACCGUCCUCAACUUCAACUUCAGAAACCGCACUCUCGGCUACAUUCCAUACUAUGUCUGGGUUGGAUGCCAAAAGAAGCCGUUUUCGGCAUCAAGCCUGCCUCAUGAAAUUAUUGAGCGCAUUGAUGCGUUGGCCACGGAAUCGCCCUACCUGUACCCGGCCAACCAGGGAGAUGCUCUGACCCGUGCGAUUGAGAGAUCUGCACCAGAAAUUCGUUCCAAGGCUUUCAUCACUGCGGUCGAGAAUCUGUCUGCCAACUUGCCUCUUCCCUCGUUUUUUUAUCAAAGCCACCACUGGCGCAUCUACUAUGAUGACAGGCUGCAGAAGCACACCCAGUUCAAUGACGAGUACAUCUAUGCGUUUACCUGGGAGGAUGCCCGUGUUGACGAGCGCCUGCUGAAGCUUGGCCCUGAUGACAAGGUUCUUGCUAUCACUUCCGCUGGAGACAACAUCAUUUCCUAUCUUGCCCAGAGCCCUGCUCGUGUCCACGCUGUUGACCUCAACCCUACUCAAAAUCACCUUUUGGAGCUCAAGGCUGCUGCUUACACGGCUCUGCCAUAUGAGGAUUUCUGGAAGAUCUUUGGUGAAGGAAAGCAUUCUGAAUUCCGUGAACUGCUCAUUUCCAAAUUGUCUCCUCAUCUCUCCGGCCGCGCAUUUCAAUACUGGCUCAAGAACGUCCAUGUCUUCCAGAACAACAAGGGAUAUGGUCUCUACGACACUGGUGGCUCUCGUCACGCCAUUCGUGCUUUCCGCUGGAUCUCCCGUGUCUUUGGAUUGAAAACUGCUGUCAAGAAGCUGCUUGAGUCUCGCACCUUGAACGAGCAACGAGAAAUGUGGCGCAACAAGAUCCGACCCGCUCUGCUCUCUAAGCUCAUCUGCAACUUGGUCGUUUCGCAAGAAAGUUUCCUUUGGGCCGCUCUCGGUGUUCCCAAGAACCAGCUCGCGAUGAUUGAGAAGGAUCAUGCCGAGUCUGAUAUUGUGAAGCAGGGCAAGGCAAAGAAUACUCGCUCCCACGCUAUCUGGCACUACAUGGUCAACACACUGGAUCCCGUUGCCGAAGAAACUCACAUUGGCACUGACAACCCCUACUACUAUGUCUGCAUGGACGGCAAGUUUUCGCGCAAGUGCCAUCCCGAGUAUCUCCGCCCUGAGGUCCAUGCCAAGCUGUCGCGCCCCGGUGCUUUGGACGGUCUCCGUAUUCACACUGAUGAGCUCGAAGAGGUCAUUGCUCGCAUUACCCCUGGGACUCUCACUGUCGCCGUCAUCAUGGACAGCAUGGACUGGUUUGAUACCGGCUCUCAAGCGGCGGCUGCUCAGAUUAGCAAGCUCAACAGAGCGCUCAAGAUGGGCGGCCGUGUUCUCCUUCGUACAUCUGCUUUGAGCCCAUGGUACAUCAAGGUCUUUGAAGCCCAUGGAUUCACUGCCCAGUGCCACGGAUCCAGAGUGGAUGGCGCAUGCAUUGAUCGCGUAAACAUGUAUGCCAGCUGCUGGAUCUGCACCAAGACUGAGAACCUGCCCCCGCCUACUCCUGAGUUUGAUCGAAUUGGAGGAGGCGAUAUUACAAGCUUGACCAUUUAA